AUGGACUGCUGCUGCUGAAAGAAAGCAAACAUUGAUUCCUCUUGUAACCAAGACCAUGGAUAAACUUGGAAAGCCUGGUUCUGGGUUUGCCAGAACUCGGAUUCCCAGACCUCAAAUUGUAUUCCAUUCCAUCCAGCCUCCUUCCCAUUCGCAGGUCUCUGGCAUUUGCAGCAGAAGUUGCCCUUGCAAAAUGAGCCAAUUUCCUCAGAAGAGAUCUAUGGAGCCCCCAUUGUCGGAGUGCAUGAAUUCCAGAGUAGACUCUUUGGACAGCUUGUCAAUGGACAAUUUUUGGCUGGAGGUGGAGAACAUCAAACAGAGCACUGAAACUGAGCAAGAGGAGUGCAACCUUGCAGAUGUCAAAACCCCAGAGGAGGGAGAAGCCGAAGCUGAGUGGCUACAGGAUGCAGGCCUCUCUGACCUAAUUGGGGAGGACACCUCAGACAAUGACAAUAUAGUGCUGCUCUCCACCUUGACCAAGACCCAGGCUGCAGCCGUGCAGCGAAGGCUGGAUACUUACUCGCGGUCACGGCGGAAGAAGAACAAACCGCCCGUGCGUGAUGUCAGAGACAUUUUUGGUGUGGUCAACUCUGAGGAGAUGGUAGUGGGGAUGGAGGAGUCUGACAAGGAUCGGUCUCAGCACAGUGUGGAGACUUCAGACUACACUCAGAAACCAGAUUCAAGGGGACUCCAGGAUUUUUCUUGCAUGCUCAGAAGCCCUGGAAAGGAGGAGAUAUUCUGUACUGACAUUGCCUACUCGGAGCAAGCAGCCAUUUUGCUCAAGGGAUCAUUUCUACGGGAGUCUAGGAGGAUAAAGGACGAGAGCGCCCUAACUCAGUUUAAGAUUCCCAAGGGCAGGCUGGGAGUGACCCGGAUAGGAGACCUAUCUCCACAGGACAUGAAGAAGAUCCCCACAUUGGCCCUGAUUGAGCUGACGGCUCUCUGCGACAUCCUGGGCUUGGAGUUAAAGAGAAACAAGGCAUCCAAACAGAAGACAAAAGAGAAUCGACUCUUUGGAGUUCCACUCAGCACUUUGUUGGAAAAUGACCAAAAACUCAUCCCCAACACCAAGGUCCCACUGAUUCUCCAAGCAUUGCUGUCAUGUUUGGAAAAGAAAGGGCUUGACACUGAAGGCAUCCUGAGAGUUUCUGGGUCCCAGACCAGGAUUAAGAGCCUGGAGGAAAAGCUGGAAAGCGACUUCUAUACCGGUCUGUUCCGCUGGGAUGAGGUCCGCCAGAAUGAUGUGUCUGGCUUACUGAAGAGGUUCAUUCGAGAGCUGCCCACCCCUCUCUUGACAGCCGAGUAUCUGCCGGCUUUCGCUGCUGUGCAAAAUAUCCCGGACCUGAAGCAGAGAUUGCAAGCUCUCAACCUGCUUAUCCUGAUUCUGCCAGAGCCCAAUAGAAACACCCUAAAGGCUCUGCUGGAAUUUCUCAGUAAAGUGGUUGCUAGGGAGAAAAAGAACAAAAUGAAUCUCUGGAAUGUUUCCACAGUCAUCGCUCCAAAUCUCUUCAUGCAUAAAGGACUGGCGAAUAAGAUCCCAGAAGGGAAGGAGAAGCAGCUGGCAGAGGGGGCAGCUGACGUUGUGCGGAUGAUGAUCCAUUACCAAGACUUGCUUUGGACUAUCUCCUCUUUCCUGGUAGCUCAAGUGAGAAAACUGAAUGAGAGCACCAGCCGGAGGUACCAGUUCUAUGACAAACGGAUCAAAAACUUGCUACGGAAGAUUCACACAGACAAGGACAAAGUGGAGAAGAACCAGGCAGAACCUUCCAAGACAGUGAAAGUCCAGACAUCUCUGUUACUGAAGGAUUCACUGGAGGUUCAUCUGAACAAUGGAACCAAAGCUGCUGAUGUCCUGAGGCAGUUUCAGAAACACCUCAGUCAGAACGGCUGGAGUAUUGUCAACAAAGUCAGCCUCAUCAAACGUAAUGGUGCUGUCGAGUCGCUGAACCUGCUCCUCUACGAAGUAGGCGGCAAUAUAAGUGAACAUUGCCUGGAUCCGGAUACAUACCUCUUAGACUUGUACCACAUCAACCCCCAUGCUGAAUGGAUUAUAAGGCAAAAUCCGUCCUUUCCACGGAUGCUCUAGGGAAAACAUGAGUGAAAAUAGACUUUUGUUUCAAGAUUCUGGGUGAGAGCAGAAAGCUAGAACUUUUCUUAAUGAAUGUGGCGUCCCAGAAUGGAGGAAGGUUGUUACUUUGGAGGGAAAUAAGCAGUGUUAGUUUGGAAUGUUUUUUACUAUUUCAGUUACAGCAGGCUGAAAAAAGAGAGCACGUGAGAGUUGGUAACCAAUGGAAGUCAACAUUAGGUCACAGAAUCCAGAGGGUGUGAAUACUUUUAGUAAAGCACCUGCAAGCAGAGGUGCAGAGAAAGUGGGGGAGAGACCUGUCCUGGAGGAAGAACCUGGUAGAAUGUGUCUUAAUCCUUUUGGGUUUGCAUUGUUCUUUAUUUUGACCACGUCCUCAUUUUGGAGGAGAGAGAUGGUCAAAUCAACUAGCACUAUCAACAGUCUAGUCUCCUUGUGUUGCAUGUGUUAAGUUUCAUGGACUUUUCAGUGAGCGUCACAUGUACAGUUCUGGGAGAACUAGACUCGUUUUCCCCCAUCCCCCCACUCCUCAAGUCUCAUGGUUUCUCUGAAAAGUGUUAGGAUGCUUUUGAUUCUGUUUGUGGAGGGAUGUAAUGAGUGGCCAGAUAUAAGGAGAGGCUUGCAUUCUUCAAAUAACAUCUACAGUUAAAGCUGCGCACAAGAAAAAGUAAUUGUUUCUGGAAAGACAUGGAUUUGGAAUCAGCUCUUCUCAGAGGGACCAGCUGAUAGAAGAGAUAUGCCAAGGAGGAGCUGCUUCCCCAUCCCUGCACAUGUCCUGUUGGUAAUGCACAGUGGAAAUCAUAAUAGAUACACCCAAGAUGUGAAGUGCUCCAGUACUGAAAGGAAGACCAGCGUCUAGUUUUGCUGCUUGAUCAUCUUUGUGAAACCUCCAGGGUAAAAGGUGGCAGAGGAGAGAUUCUGGAACAGUAUUUGAGGAAUGUUUUUAUUGUAUUUCAGAGAACUUCUGUCCUGAUAUAGGGGCCAAACUGGACUUGGUUUGGGUGUGGUAGAUCAUAUGUUAAAGCCUGCAAAAUCAACAUUAAUGUGAGGCUUAGUCUGACCUGGCCACCGCUCCACACAGCUUCUUAUAGUCCUUGCCAGGGUAAAGGUAAUCUAAGUGAUGUGCGGAGAUCAUCUUUGACUACAAACUCCAUCAGGCUACUGUGAGCACUGAAUCGGGCUCUUUUAUACUGUCUGCAACCUUCCAUGACUCUGGAGUGUGCAUGCCCUGGGUUUGGGGAGAGCCCAGAAUAGUUACAGCCUGUCUGGUAGCAUAAACAUCUGUGUACUGGCUUCCUUAAGAUCAGAACUGGAAUGCAGUUCUGGAAGAGUACCUCAGAAGUGUCACUGUCCUUACAGUGGUGCUGAAAUCCCUAAAGAAUGAAGGAGCCCACUAUACACAAUGGUAGAAUGUGGAAUGUGCAGCAAAUCUAUCCGUCUAACUGUACCCCCAGCAGGCAAUAUAAUGUAUUUUAAACAUUCAUGUGGCACAGACAGGGCUGUCCUUCAAGUAUACUUCAGAAAGUCAUCUUUUGCCCAUCCUUAUCCACCCUGGAGACGAUCUCAGUAUUAUUUAUUUCACUAAUUGAAUUGUUUCCAUUGCCAUCUGAAUUGAUCCUCUUUACUAUUUUCUCAGGCUGAUAUUUAGCUGUUGCUCUUCCCUGUCUUGGAAUCAUAAAAUUUUUUAUAAGAGCACUUCAAGUAUAGAUUUCUUUUCCUUUUUCCAUCCCAGUUAAAUUCUUUUGAGAGGAUUAAGAUCCUUGAGAAACAGCUGAGCCAUAUUCUGUUUAAUUCUUCUUAGUCCUGAUGUUGUUCCUGUAUUUACGCUGCUGACUUUUUAAAAUGUUGUCUAUAUGAGAAUGUCUGUUGUUUUUGAUUGUUUUUUAGAUUAAAGCUAUGAUGUGCAGAUGCACGGAUUUGAGGGAUCAUUACUUUCAUUUCUUCCACUCUCCUGAUCCUCUUUUAAAGAGCCUAAAUAGCAAUCUGAAAUUGUAAGUGAAGAUUUUCAAAAGUGGCUAACGACUAUGGUGCCUCAAUUUUGGGAGUGGGGAGGGGUUACUUAAGUGACCUUAGAGGGGCCUGGUUUUCAGAGGCAGGAUGCUUCACGACUCCUGCAAAUCAGGCUGCUCUUAGUUUGGGCCCUCAAAACACAAGGGCCACAAAUUACUGGUCACUUCCAAAAAUCUUGGCCAAAGCGAUUGUUAUGAGCAUUAGCAAAAGAAAAGAACAAAAACACAGCAGAGAUUUACAAAACCAUGAAUACAAUAUUCUAAAGUAAUAGCUGCUGCUUCAUGGUGGCACGUCUUUGGAUACCAGGGGACCAUCUCAUGAAUGAUGUGGGAGUUAGAAGUAUGUAGAUGAGCCCAAUCAUGCCCUCCUUCUAAAGGUGUUUGUACUGUAAGAUGCACUCCUGAUAGUUCUAAAUCAUGUGGCUUUCUUUU
This is a messenger RNA of Terrapene triunguis (Three-toed box turtle), 4521 nucleotides long. It is a transcript of the gene ARHGAP40, whose product is annotated as Rho GTPase activating protein 40. Gene Ontology annotation, biological process: regulation of small GTPase mediated signal transduction; signal transduction; regulation of actin filament polymerization. The coding region runs from base 56 to 2083 and encodes 675 amino acids. Gene Ontology annotation, molecular function: GTPase activator activity. Gene Ontology annotation, cellular component: cytoplasm. The record is from RefSeq and is a predicted model, not a curated record. NCBI's taxonomy places the organism in Eukaryota, Metazoa, Chordata, Testudines, Emydidae. The transcript is spliced from 15 exons.